This is a messenger RNA of Acipenser ruthenus (sterlet), 2243 nucleotides long. RefSeq names its product V-set and transmembrane domain-containing protein 2B-like. NCBI's taxonomy places the organism in Eukaryota, Metazoa, Chordata, Actinopteri, Acipenseriformes, Acipenseridae. The transcript is spliced from 5 exons. The coding region runs from base 752 to 1528 and encodes 258 amino acids. The record is from RefSeq and is a predicted model, not a curated record.
UUAUUGCUGGCAUUACUGAUGCAUUGCGUGUGGACGUCAGUUUGUGAAAAUGCCCCUUAUAGGUUGAUCUGUGUGUUGAUUUGGUAGUCGAACAGGUUGGUUAGGUUCCAGCUCUACUCUGGCUGGUAUUAGUUGCGCACAUAGACACUGAGCGAGUCGGUUUGGAGAUGCCAAAGCGCCUCCUGACUGUUAUGCACUCAAUACAAAGCAGAGGGAUCCGGUAGCACAAUCUGGGACUAUCGAUUGAUCUCCAGGUUUAGAGAGAAUCCAGGGAACCUUUCUCUCUCAUUUGGUCUUCUUUGGAUCAGAGACUGUCGGAUGCCUUGGUGAUGGGAUGUAGGAGAAGAGCCCAUGAAAGCUUCCCCUCGUUUGGAAAGCGAGACAUACCGUUUGAUUAUCGCAGGGAAUAAGUUUCGAUUUGAGUUCAAGCAAAUCUGGAAAUAAAGAAACGAGGACUAGAAGGAAUACACCAAAAAUCAGAAGUGAACGCACUGGACAUUCACACGAUUGUGCACUAAGGGGGUUAAUAAUACAGUCACCUAGGGAUCGGGAUCUUAAUUUCUCUUUCUGAAACGUUAGUUUUGGGACUACGACACUCGGAUUUUGGAAGGCAACAUUUUUGGGGGAAAAAAACAAACCAAGAACUAAGACUCUUUUUGGUCUGAUUGCAAUGGGAAUGCAGAUUUUAUAAUCAUUAGAGGUCAAAUGAAAAUAUUUGCUUGUUUUUUAUUCUAAAUCUUGUAUUAAUGAAAUGGAAAAUCGGGGACUCUACAGCGUCCUUUAUUACCUGAUGCUGAAUGCGCCCCUAUUAUUGUAUGUAAAUGCGACAUUUACUGAAGUCCCCAAAGAUGUGACUGUCCGAGAGGGAGAUGAUAUUGAGAUGCCUUGUGCUUUCCGGGCCAGCGGAUCCACAUCCUUCUCCUUGGAAAUCCAGUGGUGGUAUCUUAAGGAACCCGCAGCAAGGGAACUUGCACAUGAACUGGCUAUUAGUGCCCCCGCAAACAGAGCCAAGGUCACUCCAAGGGACGCCACCAAAAUAAGUACUGUAAGAGUUCAAGGCAAUGACAUCUCACACCGCCUCCGACUCUCCAAUGUAAGAAAGCUGGAUGAGGGGGUCUAUGAGUGCAGGGUGUCCGACUAUAACGGCGACGAGACUCGGGAGCACAAAGCCCAGGCCGCUUUGCGGGUCACAUCCCGCUUCUCCCCUGAUAUGCAGGCUGCAGAGGCCGUCUCCCACAUCCAGAGCAGCGGGCCCCUCAGGAACAAUCCUGCCGGGAGAGCCACCUCCGAUCCAGGACAGGACAAACGCCGUGUUCCACUUGCAGCAGGAGUUGUCCCGGUCUCUGUCUGUACAACUGCAGUUGCUGAUACCGCCUCGUCCCCAGCUUCAUCCCAGCCUGGCAAUGCAGCCAUCCUCCGACAGCAGCACGGAGCCGGUUCCGGAGCUACUUCCACCAUCACAGCCCCCCUUCUGUAUAUUUCUCUGCUGAUCUUCCAUAGGCUUUUUCCCUUACUGGUGAACCAUUGAUAGACUUCGACAAGCAAACUACAAUACUACAAUCUUCGAUCAAUGUUUUCACUUGUACCAAACAAAAAGGGAAAUAUACCUGUAUGGCACACCGUGGAGUAAUAAGAAAAAACAAACAAACCAGGAUUCACAGAAGAACGACUGUCUUAAAGCUGGAUGUAAACAGACUGUAAGAAGCAUGACAAAAAAAAAAAAAUUAAAAAAGUUAAUUAAUUAAUUAAUUUAAAAUAAUUUAUGUGAAAUCAAGCUUCACAAUUGUGGGAAAUCUAGUGUCGCACACAACCGACAUCCACAAAACGAUGCAUCAAGUUUCCAAAUACUAGAGCGUCAAGCCCUGCCGUGUGCAUGGCAUCUAUGGUUUAUAUUAUUGUAAGUAACAUGAUUUUCCUUUGCAAAAUGGGUUCCUCCCAUUAUCUUACAUGUCAAAAGUCAGGUCUGACAUCUCUGUUACGGAGGACAACGUUUAGGUAGAUCAAUGUGUUUUAUUUUGUUUUGUUUUUUUGAUCUUGUUUUUUUUUUUUCAAACAUUUUAUGUCAUAUAUAUAAAUAUUACUUGUAAUAUAUUUUGACUAAAUAAGGCACACCUUACCAUAGUUACUAACCACCUUCAAUAAUGUUUAUUUUUAUUAAAGAUGGUAAAGAAGAUAUGACAUUAAUUUAUAAACAGUUUUGGUAUAUUGCCAACACCAGUUGAAAUAAAAGAUUUUGAAAUAAA